GAGUGAUGGGAUUUAUAUAUUUGAAAAAGGAGCAUCGAUAAUCAAUUAUGGGCCCAAGUUCAAACACGCACAUCCCGUGUGUGUAACCGGGAGCGUGACAUGCCCCGCUGGCAGUCUUCGCAGCGGCCUAUGUACGUCCGCACGGUCUGGGUCGACGGUUUCCGACACGCGAUUCUCACCCCUGACGACCCUUACUACACCAAAGUCAAGAGGCGACCACACUCAUCCGCCAGCACGAAAUACUCAAGGAAUUCUAGACUGACUGUCAGAGACGAAGGAGAGAGGAAACUGAGCCUUGUCAUCAGAAGCGAUAAGUCGAAAAUCGUAAGCAAGCAACGCCCGAAAAGCCACGAACCGAUAGAGCUGCUGAACUUGGAAGCUUUAGAACUAGAAUCGGAAGACGAAUUUUUGAUAAAAGCGAAUCCGCAACCGAUCUACGAGUACGACACCGGCCGCUCCAACUACGAUUUGUCUGCAAACAUGAGGGCUUUUAAAAGCAAUAGAACAGCUAGAAACGAGUGCAAGGAAAACACAGAUCUAUCCGACAGAGUCUUACAAUGGCUAGAUCUAGCCGGCAAGAUAGAUUUGCUGGCUCCAAACGCGGAACGCAUGGCGCAACCGCGACACAGCUGGCCAGAAAUACAGAAGCGCAACUGUUUAACCAAAUCCAAAACAACCGUAGACAUAAGGAUUAAAGAAGAGGUUAAAACGCCGAAGGAUUCGGCGAGGACUCAAGGUAUCGAUCGCGAUUACCAAGUCCCGCCGUCGGCGGCCACCAUCGAAACGUACGCGCGACUGUCACGGCACAAAAACACGCCACGCGAUGCAAAAAAGGACAAAACGAAAAGAGACAUACGGGCCAAUGUCCUGGAGACACGGCAGAAGGUAGUGACGGAGAGGAACGCGGUGGAAAAACAGUACGCGGAGUUAGUUAGCAAGAAAUUGAUACCGGAUUUGGGUAAAGGGAAAAAGCAGGUGCAUAUUUUUAUGCCGGAAAUGAUUAAGAAGAAUUGUAAUAGUAGGACGGAGAGUCUUCUGUCUCAGGUGUCGUGAUUUGAAUAAAUUAUAAAAUUGA
This is a messenger RNA of Cydia amplana, 1075 nucleotides long. RefSeq lists its product as uncharacterized. The transcript has 2 exons. The record is from RefSeq and is a predicted model, not a curated record. The coding region runs from base 100 to 1053 and encodes 317 amino acids. NCBI's taxonomy places the organism in Eukaryota, Metazoa, Arthropoda, Insecta, Lepidoptera, Tortricidae.